Molecule: messenger RNA, 1403 nt
Organism: Xylaria bambusicola
Lineage: Eukaryota; Fungi; Ascomycota; Sordariomycetes; Xylariales; Xylariaceae
Exons: 2
Coding region: 49-1212 (387 amino acids)
Source: RefSeq, a predicted model, not a curated record
UUAGCAUGCCUUUCCCGGUAAUGUGACGUCUCCAGUUCAACUCCAAAAAUGCCCCCGCUCCAUCGGCAUCAAUUAUCACUUGAAGGAAUACUCGACUUUUCCUCGACUGAGGGACUCAGUACAAUCCAACGAGCUGACGCCAAGCGCCGGUUCUACCGCAUCGUCAAUCAUUUUCUCCCCGACUCCGAAAUCGACAGCAGCGCUCGUAGCCAAACCUACAGUCCGCCUCGACUUAUCAGCCUCACAUACCAAUAUGCCCUCUCUGACGAAGCCCGCGACAAUUUCCUACGGGCUUUUUUUCUCUCUGUCGAUCUCCCCAUCGUGAGGGACGGCACCGGCGACGACGGCGAUCCCGAGGCCUUGCGCUCCUCCGUUUUUGCCUUUGCCGACUACCUCAUGGAUCAGUUCUUCCUUCCUUUAAAAGCCUCGAUCAAGAAGACGCCACAGCCCUCGCCCGUUUUUCAUUCCGCAAUAGAGAAAGUACAAGGCGGACCGCGAACCUUUGCCGGUACACCGGAUCGGCUGUCCGCUUUGCGGGGAGCCUGUCUUAUUCGCGACCACCACCGCUGUGUCAUAUCGCAUAGCUUCGACAGUUCUGAAGCACAAGCCCGAAUGGACAAGGCUGGCGAGACAAACGCUCUGGAUGAUGAUGGCAAUCUGCUUUACCAGGAUCCAAACCGCCCCGGGCCGUUGGAGGUGGCGCAUAUCAUUCCCCAUUCACUGAUGAAGGUUGACGCAAAUCACGAGCUUAGCCCCUCUAAGAAAGCGGCUCUCGCAAUUCUGAACAUGUUCGAUACCGGAGUUGUACACCUAAUUGAAGCCGGUGACAUCGACAGGCCACGGAAUGCCCUCACGCUUACCCGACCUUUCCAUGUCCACUUUGGCGAGUUCAAAAUAUUCUUCGAGCCCGUUGCCGACUCGCAGCCGCAUACCUAUCGCAUUGACUCAUUCUUGUCCCGCUACAUUCUACCAGAGUUUCCCCUCACCCGAACGCUCUACCUAAGCGAAAAUAGGACCAUAGACCCCCCAUCGGCUCGACUGCUUGCCCUCCACCGCGCAAUUGCUCACAUUAUUCACUUUUCCGCGGCUGCCGAGUACAUUGAUAAACUGCUCCGCGAAAUGGAGGGGCAGGGCGUUUGCGCGGCGGAUGGUUCAACGGAGAUAGAUCGCCUAUUGACGCUUGGAUUACGCGGAUGGUCCGUUAGUACCUAGACUAUUUUGAUUUUCCAAGGCGGCAAGGGUUCAUCGGUUAAUCCUUGGGAAGGGCAUCAAGUACCAUAUCCCUGUCUUCAGCUGUUUUCGCCUUCCGGUUAUGAAUUUUGGCUUGUGGCUGAAAGGUAAUAGGUCUUGAGCAAUCUUCCGAUAUUCCGUACCGAGGCCUGCGAUGAGAAGAGCCUUUUCGC